Molecule: messenger RNA, 519 nt
Organism: Symbiodinium sp. CCMP2592
Lineage: Eukaryota; Dinophyceae; Suessiales; Symbiodiniaceae
Source: the annotation of a GenBank genome assembly
AUGGCGGAGGGCUUCGAAAGCCUUGUCCGGGAGGCCCUCCAGCUGCACCCGACCGACCCGGACUUCCCCGAGGGCUGCCCGACUCGUUUGCCCAAGGACGUCGCGGCCGCGAAGGAGAAGUACCAGGAGGCCAUGGGAAUCUACUUCGACAGCUUGGGCGUCAGCCAGGUGGACUACGAGACCUUGAAGUCCUGCUACACCGGCUAUGUGCUGUGCCUAGUGAUGGAUAAGAACUGGGACGAGGUCAUCAAGGUCACCAGCCGGGCCGAGGUAGACUGCCCCGUGGGGAAGCCUUGGUUCCUCGCCGGCAUGAGGGUGGCGAAGAAGGGGGCUCAGCUGGAGCAAGCGUCGGUGGCGAUCAUCGACGGAAGAACAUCGGAGGCCAGCGAGCUCCUGAAGCAAGCACGCGAGAAUCUCGACGCGCAGGCUAUGUACACGGAGCGGUGGUACGGGGACCUCUACGAUGAUGCGCAGGAGAGGCUUAGCUCCCUUGAGGCCGAGCUGAAGACCGCCACGUGA